Messenger RNA from Aegilops tauschii subsp. strangulata, 987 nucleotides. Lineage: Eukaryota; Viridiplantae; Streptophyta; Magnoliopsida; Poales; Poaceae. The record is from RefSeq and is a predicted model, not a curated record.
AUGUGGGCGUAUAAGAACGAAGACCCUGUCACCGUGCACCACUUUCUUGGCAUGACGUAUGACAAGCUGUGGAGGGUGCUAUUCAAACUGCAAGAAGAGGGCUGGCCGACAGAAGAGGAAGAAGACAUCGGCCUUGACCCCGAGCACCCUCCUAAGAAGGGCUGGGUCGAGAAGGCCAAGAAGAUCAAUAGCUCGGCCCCGCUGCCCGAGGACCCCAGGUCAGCUGAGCUAGAAGAGAUGCUGGCCGUGGCGCCUUAUAUGGCGCCAGAGAAGGAGAAGAAAAAGAAGAAUCCCAAGAGGGAGGCCAGAGAGGGCCUUCGCCCACGAGUCCUCCUGGACACUAAGUCUGGGGACACCCACGCCCCGUCCACACACGAGGGGGAGCAAGAAGAGGAAGAAGAAGAGGAGGAGAGCGACUCAUCCCGCACCAAGAAGAGAGCGGCGUCAGCCGAAGCCGAGGGAAAUCAUCCUUCUCUUGCUCCGAAGAAGAGGAGCAGGGGCAAACUGGUCCUGCCUGAUGAUAGCUCCGACUCUGAUGAGUCCGCAGCCUCCGAGAAGGUCCCGGAGAAGGCCUCAGCGUUAGCGGCGGCAGCCAAUGCCACUGAACUGGCUGAGUUGAAUCGAAAGCUCAAGAGCUCCGAUCAGGAGCUCGACCUCGUCAACAAGCGAUUUGACGAAGCGCAAGCUGCCGUCGCUGAGGUAGAGAGCCUCAAGGCCGAGCUACUACAGGCCAAGAAGGAAGCGGCCGAACAAAAAGCGGCGGCCGAACAGGCGGCCGCCGAACUCACCUUGGUGAAAACCGAGCACGAGAAUCAUGAGGCUAGGGUGGCCGAAGUACAGCAGGAGCUCAAGGAUGCCAUCACAAAAUGUGAGGAACUUGAGCAGAAAAAUAAAUAUCAUGCCAUCGAGCUGGCAAACAUGAAGACGAAGAUCCCCAGGAGGCGCGGUCGGAGACGCGAUGCGUCUGGGAGGAGCUCCGACAAGUAA